AUGCCUUGCAUUCUUAAAGUGAGAAUAUCUGGUAUAAGAGACUUUAAUACCUUUGAAAAAUCAGAAUUAGAUUCUUUUAAAUAUAUUGAAGUUACCUUAGGAGAAAUAAAGCAAAGAACAAAAUUUAAUAUCAAUAGAAGUACGAAUAAUUUAAAUUUGUCCUUUCGAUUGGAAAUUGCCGAUGACUCAGAGCUACAAACAAACCCACUUAAAAUAAUAAUAGAUGAUGCAGAAAAUAUAAAUAAUGGUUACAUACAAAUAGAUUUAAGUUUUUUUUAUUUUCAUGAUAAUUUAAAACUAGAAGGAUGGUUUCCAUUAUAUGAUUCGCUAGCUGGACUUAAAGGUGAAUUGUAUUGUAUAAUAAAAUGGGAAUUCUUCGAGGAAAAAAAUCCGUACAAUGAGAACAGUUCUGACGUUUUAUUGCUAGGUACUACGUUCUUCCCAAAUAAUUCCCCUUAUUACAUUGAACAAAUAAUAGACUUUGCAAAUGAACUUAAAAUUGUAAACGACCCCGAAUAUGAUUGGAAGGACUUAAUUCGAUCAAACAGAAACUCUAAUGAGGCAAGGUGUGACGUUAUACAAAAUUCGUUUAUGCAAACUAGAAAGCUCAUAGGAAAAAAGGCUAAACUCCUGGGGGGAAAUGCAAUAUUAGGUUAUCAAGAACACUUGAAUUUAGAAGGGAGCACAACAAAUAAAAUAUGUAUUCGUAUCACAGGAACUGUUGUCAAAUUAGGAAUAAAGAAUUUGAAUGAAAUAAAUAAUAUCAAUAUUAAUCAGAAUAGUACCAUAAAAAAUAUUUUAAGAAAUAAUGAAUUUUUUUUCGAGAAUAGUAUGGAGAGAAAUAAAGAUAUGAAAUAUAAUAAAAGGGAAAGUUUACAACCAAAUGCAUCGUAUAAUUUCGUUGAUGUAAUGUUGCUCACAUUGGAUUCGUUACCAGAUAAUAUAAAAUAUACUUAUGGUGGACUGGUUGCAUCAAAGGCUGUUAAAAUUUUACAUCCAAGGCUCACAGAAGAACAAAGAGAUGAGUGGUUAUUAGAAAUAAGGGACGAGCUCAAAUCGAACGCUAAAUUUUUGUCCUGUAACGUUGUUCUAGGUUACAAAGAAGACGCGUACAUAUUCAGCGAUGUAAUAGUUUUAUUUUGUUAUGGAACAGCAAUAAAUAUAUUACCCUCAUUUUUUUACGAUGAAAGAAUUAUAUCCUUCAUAAAUAAAGAUGUACCUAAGUUAAAUAUGUUUAAAAGCAAUUCAAAUAAUUCUCAUAAGAAUGUAAAUUGUAUUUAUUUACACUCUGCCUCGGAUGAAAAUGAAAAUAACAAAGUUCCAUGCAGGGUGUGUAAGGAAUCCUUUGUUCCUAAAAUUUACAUAUCUUCGGCUGUUAUACCGCAAAAUUUGGCCUUAAUAGGAAACGGGUUUUUAAUAUCCGCGUUUGUUAUUUAUCCUUUGAAGAAACACUACGGGGAAUACUUGGCCUCAGAAAUAAGUGAAAUAUUACCCUUUCUCGAAUUAAAUUUACACAAACAAAUAAUCUGCAAGUUAUUAGUAAACGGAUUUAACAGUAUUUUUGACUAUAAUUUAAAGUUAUGUUUUAAUCAGAAUUAUUUGUUUGGUUAUUGUUAUGGUACGGGAAUGUGUACUUACGGAAUAUAUUCUGAUAAUAAAUUUUUAAUUAAGUCUAAUUAUAAAGAUAAUUUUUAUAUAAGAAACAAAUGUAUUGGUGCUCUUGAAUUAAAAGGUAUAUAUGACAAUAUUAACUAUCGAUCCUUUUUUUGUAAAAACAAAAGUUUAAUUUCACCUGUGUAUCUAAGGGGAGAUAUAAUUUAUAACAACGACCUAAGUAAGGAAAAAAAUAAUAAACAAUCAUAUUAUCAUAUGAAUAAUAAAAGGAGUAAAGAGAAUUCCGGGUUUUAUAAUUCUGAAAUAAAUGCAAUAAAUGAUAUUAUGAUCGGUUAUGAAAAUGAAGGAGGGAAAAAAAAAGUUCAAAGGCAAAAAAAAUAUCAUCAGGAAAAUGAUGAAAGGGAUGCAUAUAAAAGAAAUAAUGCAAAGUAUGAAGAAGAUGAUAACCGUGAACAAGUAGAAAAAAAUAAUGAAGGAGAAAAAAAUGAUGAAGGAGGAAAAAAAGGUGAAGGAGAAAAAAAAGGUGAAGGAGAAAAAAAAGGUGAAGGAGAAAAAAAAGAUGAACAAGAAGAACAAAUCCAACUUGAUGAAGAUUGGCAUAGUGAUAGGGGAGCGAACAAAAAUCCUUCCAGGGACACAUAUAACAAAAUUAUAAAUAAUAAUUACUUUAGACUAAAAGAAAUUUAUAUGAAAGAAGAAAGUGAUUUAUUAAAUGAAAAUAAUGAUAAAAAUAAACAUGGAGAUUUUUAUAACAUAAAAAGUGAUGAUCUUAAUAAUUCAAAUAUUGGAGUAAGACAAAGAAAAAGGAAAAAAAAAAAAAAAGAAAAAAUUAAAGCAAAAAGAAGAAAAAAUAAAGGAUAUGUAUACGAAGUAGAAGAUCAUCUAGAUAAUAUUACAUUAUUUAAUAUAUAUGAAGAUAAUAUUGCUUUAUAUAAUUAUGUAUUUAAUUUAGAUGUUAAAAAUUUCCUUUACAAAAAGGGAUUAUUAGACAAUUCUUACAAAAUGGGAAAUAAUAAUCAACUUGAAAAUAAAAAUAAAAAUAAUAAUAAUAUUAUUAUGAAUAAUUUGAAUGCACCAUGUCUAAUUAAUUCGGUAUCAUCUGAAAGAAUUAUGAACACGGAAUACCAGCAUGGUACUCAAAAAUGUAUAGAUAAUAUUAAAAAUGAUAUUAACGAAAAAAGGUAUAAUGAUCAUGAUGAUCAUAUUAUUAAUGUUGAACAAGAAAAUAAUAUCUCACAUGUAUUUAAUAAGAAGCUAUUUGAAAAAAAUAUAUACAAUGGAUCUCAUCCAAAUGAAAAAAGGCAUUCACUCCAAAAUGAUUUACCAGAAUCUAAUGAUAAAAUUGUCAAAAGCUCAAGCAAUAAUGAUUAUUCAUUUGAGAGUACCAUAAGAAAUGAAAUAGAUAAAUUAGAUAAUGAUGAUGUUGAUAAUAAUAAUACAAAUAAAUGGAAUGAAAUAAAGAAGAGAAAAAAAAAAUUCAAAAGAGAAAAAAAUAAAAUAAUAAAUAAUUCAUUUCAAAAUCAAGAAGCAGAAGAUGACAAGAACAAUAAUAAUAAUGACAAUAAUAAUGACAAUCAUAAUGACAAUAAUAAUGAAAAUAAUAAUGAAAAUAAUAAUGACAAUAAUAAUGAAAAUAACAAUGACAUUAAUAAUGACAUUAAUAACAUUCAUAAUAAUGACAAUAAUUACUAUAAUAAUGAUAAUAUAAAUUUAUAUAACGAGAUGACAAAAAAAAAAUGUAUGCUUGAUAAUAGUUAUACAAAAUAUUUCUUUUAUAUAUUUACUCUAGAUAUGUUGCCAAGCAUAAAAUUUGAAACAUUCUAUGAGAAAAAUACCGAUCACAAAAAUUUCAAUGAAAAUUAUAAAUUUUAUUACAACACCGAUGAUGAUACAGAUAUAAUAAAUGCCAUAAAAAAAAAAAACGUCAAAAAUAAAAAAAAAAAUGGAAACAUUGUGAUUAAAAAUUAUAUUAAUCAUAAUGAAUAUAGUUAUUUAGAAUAUAAUGAAAAUAAAAAUUAUGAAAUAAAUAAAAAGGAGAAGUUACUUACUGAAAAUUAUGAAUAUGAUAUGUAUAUAAAAGAUAAUAUACAUUAUAAUGAUUAUAGUGAAGGUGAUGGAAAGCAAACAAAAAAAGCGUCCUCUUUUUUAUAUAAUAAUAAUAAUAAUAAUAAGUAUAAAAAAGAAGAUAAUAAAACACAGAUUAUAAGUUAUAUGGAUCAUGUGGAUAAUGAGAAUGGUGUGAAGGGCUUGAAAAAACGGAACUUAUUUUAUAAUAACAGCGAUCAAUUAUAUAACUUUGAUGUGAAAGAUAAUGAUAUGAUAAAGUAUGAGAAAAGACAAUCAAAAAAUUUUGUUGAAGAAGAAUUUAUUAAUGGGAAUAGAAAAAUGGAAAACGAAGAUAAACAUUUAAAAAAACAUUAUGAUGAGAAUGAUAUAAAGAAAAAAAAGAGGAAAAAAGAAAAAGAAGAAAAACAACAAAAAAGUAAAAGUAAAAAUACAUAUUUAAAUAAUUUAUCCAGAAGUUAUAUUUAUUUAAUUAAAAGAAUAAAUUUAUUUUCUGAAAAUAAUAAUGAAGUAGAUAUAAUUUAUGAAAAGAUAAAUAAAGCAUUUAUAGAUUUAUAUAAUAUUUUUAUAUUCUAUAUAUUUAUUCAUAAUUUAUUCCCAUGUUGUAUAUGUAGUAUAAGAUUACAUUUUUCAUUUAUAUCUUUUGAUAUAUUAGAAAUUAUGUUAACAGGACAUUUAAUAAAAGUCAAAAAUAAUAAUGCUAUUAAUUUAGAAUUACAAAAUAUGAAUAAAUCAGUACAAGAAAAUUUAUUAAAACAUUUUUUUAAACAUUUAGAAAAUUAUUAUAUAGAAAAAUCAGAGCUAUUCAAUUAUACAAAUAUGUUUUCAAAUAAUAUAGAUAAAGUCAUUUUAAAAAGAAAAACAAAAAGUGAUAUUUCUCAAUUUGGUUAUAUGACCAAACGAAGAACAAGUAUGAUGAAAAGUCAAAGAAAUAUAUGGACUUUUCUUUUUACCAAAAUUUUCCAUUCUCCACUCUUUAAUUUUACUUCCAAAAUAAAAAAUUUAUUUUUAAAAAAAAACAAAAACAAAAACAAAAUCAAAAAUAAAAACAAAAACAAAAACAAAAACAAAAAAACACAAAUACAAAUACAAAUACAAAUACAAAAAGAAUUAGAGAAAGAGAAAGAAAAAGAAAAAGAAAAAUACAAACAAAAAAAAAAUAAUAACAAUAAUAAUAAUAUUAAAAGUCCGAUCCAUAAAAAUAUCGAUUCCAAAGAAAUAGAAAAACAAAAUAAAAAAAAAAAUAAAUUACAAUUAUUACUUAAAAAAACUGAUAAAAAAAAUGUGAAUCCAUCACAAAUUAAUAAUAAUAUUAAUGAUAGUAUAUUCUUAUUUGAUCAAUUAAAAAAUUAUAUUAUCUUAGAAAAUCGUAAAAUAUUUUUUGAAAAUCAUAUGGAAAAUGAAUUUUCUUCAAUUAUUAUUACACCUUUAAAUGUAUUACCUCAUGUUAUUAUUAAAAAAUAUUUUGGUGUUAUUUCAUUACAUAUAGUUAAAGAAAAUAUUAACUUGAAAAAGUUCGAUUUUUUUUAUCAAAGUCUUAUAUCAGACAUAUUAUUUAUAGCAAAAUCUCAUAUCAAAAAUAUUGGUGCUAAUUUAAUUUCCUCAUUUAAAAUAACGAACUUGUUUUUAAGAGAAGAAAAAUCACAUGGCUAUGCCCUCAUAAGUAUAUGUGGGGACGUCGCCAAGUUUUGA
This is a messenger RNA of Plasmodium falciparum 3D7, 5370 nucleotides long. Its product is annotated as putative C2 domain-containing protein 5. NCBI's taxonomy places the organism in Eukaryota, Apicomplexa, Aconoidasida, Haemosporida, Plasmodiidae. The record is from RefSeq and is a predicted model, not a curated record.